Molecule: messenger RNA, 670 nt
Organism: Paramecium octaurelia
Lineage: Eukaryota; Ciliophora; Oligohymenophorea; Peniculida; Parameciidae
Source: the annotation of a GenBank genome assembly
AUGUAAUAAACCUCAGCGUACAAAGGUAAGAGUUGACUUAGAUUCAAGUCGUCCUUGCUGGAGACAGCAAAGUUGGGAAGACAAGUUUCUUUUUGAGAGCCACGAAGAACAUUACGCCUUAGCAACCUAAAUCUACGAUUGGAGUUGAAUAUGCCUCGAAGCAGAUUGUUUAUAAGGAGUAGUUGGUGACAUUGAAAAUCUGGGAUACAGGUAUGAUAAUAUUGAUUUAGCUGGAUCAGAAAAAUAUAAGUCUGUGACAUCAAAGUACUAUUCCAACUAUUUAGUCAUUUUCGUUAAUCCCAAGGAGCCUUGGUGUUUUUUGAUCUAACCGAUCUCUACACUUAUGAGAACAUAUAAAAUUGGCUUAAAGGUACGUAGUAUUGAAAAAUUAACCAAAAAGAUAUACAAAAUUAUGCUGAUGAUUCCGUAACUAUCAUAAUAGUUGGUAAUAAAUUGGAUCUUGUGAAUGAGGCAUAGAAUCUGCGUUGUAUUCCUCAAGAGAAGGUGCAGCAGAUGUGUAAGGACUCGAAUUUGUUAUACGUGGAAAUAUCGACUAAGACAGGAGAGGGAAUCAAUGAAUUAAUCGAAUUGCUAGUUAAGAAUAUGCAGUCAAGAAAAAUCGAGAAUGAGCCCCAAUAAGAAAGACCAAGAUAAAAUUGUUGUCACUGAG